This is a messenger RNA of Candoia aspera, 1978 nucleotides long. Its product is annotated as F-box only protein 44-like. Lineage: Eukaryota; Metazoa; Chordata; Lepidosauria; Squamata; Candoiidae. Gene Ontology annotation, cellular component: cytoplasm; SCF ubiquitin ligase complex. The transcript has 5 exons. Bases 136 to 1068 code for a protein of 310 amino acids. Gene Ontology annotation, biological process: SCF-dependent proteasomal ubiquitin-dependent protein catabolic process; glycoprotein catabolic process. The record is from RefSeq and is a predicted model, not a curated record. Gene Ontology annotation, molecular function: protein binding; ubiquitin protein ligase activity.
AAGGAGCUUCAGGCACGUCGGUCUGGUAGGGACUGUCUCCCACAUCUAGGUGUGGUCUGUGCCCCACCGGCCUGCUCAGCCCAGCAUUUGCUCACCUCCUGCGCCCAUUCCUCUCUAGUCCUCCUGGGCACAAACAUGGCCAGCAUUCAAGAUCUGCCCGAAGACAUCUUGCUGACGGUGCUGCGCCUGCUCCCGAUACGGGAGCUGAUACGGAACUGCCGGCUGGUGUGCUCGAGGUGGCGAGACGUUGUGGACAUCCCUCUUCUGUGGAAGCACAAGUAUCACGAGGAGGACGCCAAUCUGAGGAUGCCCAAGACGUUCUACAUUUUCUGCCACCUGGAGAAGAACCUAAUCAAGAACCCUUGUGGCGAAGAAGGAUUAGACUUCUGGGACACUGCAAUGCCUUCAGACGGGCAGUGGAAAAUUAAGGACGUCCUUGAAGAAGAUUCAUCAAGGCUCCAGGCGUGGGAUUUCCUUCAGAGGAAUAUUUAUAUAAAAGAUAAAGACAUACCCUAUCAAGAAGUUAAAAAGUGCUUCGCUGUAUAUAAUGGGCUCUGCACAAAGUCGCAGCUCAUCACUUUGAGGGAUGAAGGUUACUGGGAUCAGCUGAUGGAUGACGGGAGGCCCACAAUUGUGGUGAAGGACUGGUUUUACAACAGCUUCUAUGGCCAUUACGAGUUGUGCGUGAAGCUGCUGUCUGCCGAUUUCAAGGUCAUCAGAGAGUAUCAGUCCAAAGAGAAGUACAGAUAUGACUCUGAGUAUCACGGCGAAUGGCGCCAGGUCUCCUACGCUUUUCACAACGUCCCUCCGGGAAUCCGUCACGUCUUUUUUCAGCACCAAGGCCAGAAUUUCAGUUGGCAGCAGUCCAGAUGUGGCGCCAAAGUAAUGAAAUGUCUGAGGAUGGCCCAAGAAAGGAGCAAAUCGAAGCGAAUGAGGAUUACCAAAACCAGCAUCACCGUUGGACCGUUUUCUCUAGACAAGGCCAUGUACCACAGGCACGGCCGAGACAUUAGGCACUGUCACUUCAGCCAGUGUCCCUGCCGUGGGAACUAUAUUCAUUAUUCGUGACCUUAUUAGGGGGGAGCAGGCUGGCCUGGCAUGUGUUACCGAGACCUGGCUGGGGUUUGGAGGAGGGGGGUCCCCUUUUGGAAAUGUGCCCGGCUGGGUUUAGGGCAUGGCACCAGCCGAGACCCCAGGGCAGGGGAGGGGGUAGCCAUGGUCAUCAGGGGGUCUCUGUUGGCCCCCAGGGGCGCUGCUCCCCAAGUGGCCAGUUGUGCGACCCCGUUCCUGAAGCAAGGCUCGCGAGAUGAGUUGGGGGUGUUGCUGCUGUGCCAGCCUCCCUGCUGCGUGGCAGCCUCCCUGCCUGAGCUGCUGGAGGCGGUCCCAGGGUUGGCGGUGGAGUUCCCCAGGCUCACGGUUCUGGGGGGCUUCAACCCGCCUGCCCCGUGGCUGGAACAUCUUGCCCCGGAGGCUGUUGGCCCCCACUCUUCUGGCCUUCCGGAAGAGCGUCAAGAUGCUCUUAGAUCUGGGGGACCCGAGAGUGACAGGCAGCCCUGGGGAUGGCUGGUGGCUUGAAGACGCUCUUUCGGCCUUUUAGUGUUCCUCUUCUAACUCCUUCUCCCUUUCGCAUUUUUUUAAUGGUUUUUAUGACUUUUUCAUCUGUAAGCUGCCCAGAGUCACUUUGGUCCAGGCAAAGUGUAGAGGGGGUGUCUGCCACUGACCGGUUUCAAAUGCUCUCUGCUCUUCUUAAAUUGUCUAAGUUUGGUGCAAGUUUCAGAUAGAGUGUGUGUACACACACACACACGUGUACACACACACACACACACACACACCCCUGCUCUAUUCUGCCUUGUUCCUGCGACCCCUUUUCUCCCCCAGAAGUUAAACUGAAGCUUUGGGACUGGAAACAGGGUGAAAUGGCCCAGAGUUGGUUAUCUGCUUGUCAUUCCCCCCUGAAAUUGUGCAUUUUUUAACGGAA